CAGGAAGAGCAGAAGAGCGGAGCAAACGGCUCUGUGGUCUUGGAGAAGUGGCGCAGGCGAUCGGGUGCCUUCGAAGUGUCGCCUCCAUCGCCGUAUGACCUGCGGGCCCUCACCUCGGGCAUUACCAUGGGGGCCCCGGUGAAAGCCGAACCGGCCCGGAGCUACGCCCCUGCCAAGGAAUUCCAGACGUUGUUCAAGACGUCAAAGGCCAAACUGAUGGUCAGCAAGCCUCAGCAAGCUGUAAUUACCACAGACUCCUGGCAGCUUCUUGCCGCCGCGGCCACGGCUGCGGGCUCUUCGACAAAGAAUCCGUUGGGUGGAGGUCAGCAGGGAUUGCCGGCACCGCGACUCACACAAAAGCCGCCGAAGGAGGAGUCCCACAAGCAGCCGGCAAAGCCGCAGGAGGAGGAGGCCAAGCGACAGCAGGAGAACCAUCGGCCUCCGCGCCUGUCAGCGCCGCAAGAGCCUUUGGCCUUCUGGCCCAUGCAGACGGGCCCUCAAGGUGCGGGAACCGUCGCGGACCAACCUGCUGAGCCUGUGGUGGAACCUGAACCACUCCUGGAGCUGACGCACGUCUUGAACAUGGUGGCCCCACGUCCACAAAUACCACCCCCAUCCGGUGGGGUCAGCAACACGUCAAAGCUUCAGACACCAUCAGUUGCAGCAGAUCUCUUGGUGCAGUCGGCGCUGCGCAUGCAAUGGCCGGCUGACAAGAGGAAGCUCGCACCAAAGGACGCAGCAAGCACAUGCCGCGAAGCGGCCGGUGUCCUACAAGAAGCCAUCAAUCAGCUGUCCUCAGCUGCCAAUGUCCUCGAAUGCGGUGGAAGUGGUGUGCGAGAGGUUGCGAAGACUUACUGCGCCGAGACUAAGCGCCGGAAGACUUAUGCAGGACCUGCAGUUCCCGGCGCCGUCUCGCCACCUGUAGGGGGGAGUGGCAGCGGCAGCACGGUCAGCAGCUUGUCACGAGCACCCGCCGCACCAGCUGUUUAUCGUGGGAGCCCUCCCAUGGUGCGGACCACCGGACUGAGAGUUUGA
This is a messenger RNA of Symbiodinium necroappetens, 1035 nucleotides long. Lineage: Eukaryota; Dinophyceae; Suessiales; Symbiodiniaceae. The record is from the annotation of a GenBank genome assembly.